This is a messenger RNA of Symsagittifera roscoffensis, 2002 nucleotides long. RefSeq names its product serine/threonine-protein kinase ULK3-like. Gene Ontology annotation, biological process: autophagy of mitochondrion; piecemeal microautophagy of the nucleus; response to starvation. The record is from RefSeq and is a predicted model, not a curated record. Gene Ontology annotation, molecular function: ATP binding; protein serine/threonine kinase activity. NCBI's taxonomy places the organism in Eukaryota, Metazoa, Xenacoelomorpha, Acoela, Convolutidae. The coding region runs from base 43 to 1890 and encodes 615 amino acids. The transcript is spliced from 3 exons. Gene Ontology annotation, cellular component: phagophore assembly site membrane; cytoplasm; cytosol.
AUCAGUUUCAGUGACUUAUGCAAGUUUCUCUUUCGAAGAAAAAUGUUUCACCAGGUCCAGACUACCGCUCCAUCUGGAACCGGUAUAACAUCAAAGAGACCUGCAACUGCCGGUCAAACUAAGGCUAAUGGAACGCCUAAAUUGGAACCAUACUGCUUUGAUAAAAUCCUGGGGCGUGGCACAUAUGCUCACGUCUAUAGCGCAUCUUUGAAAGUAGACAAAACUCGAAAGGGGAGACUAGCUGCCACAAAUUUUGCUAUUAAAUGCAUUCCAAGAUCUCAAGUGAGAAAUAAAAUUGCAGUUGAUAUAUUGAUCAAUGAGAUCGGCGUGUUAAAAAAGCUCAGGCAUCCUCAUAUCGUUGAGAUGAUUUCGUUCGAUUGGGAUCUCAAUUACAUUUACAUCGUCAUGGAGUUUUGUCCUAACGGUGACUUUUCUCUUCUCCUGUCUAAAAACAGAGGAAAAGUCUCCGAAGAGCAAGCGAAAUACUACUUUCGCCAGCUCGCUGAUGCUAUGUGCUACCUCAACUCACAGGAUGUAGCACAUCUUGAUCUUAAGCCCAAAAACUUGCUCUUGACGCAUAAGAAUCAACUCAAAGUGGCCGAUUUUGGCUUCGCUUUGGUGCUCCGAGAUGCAACAGAGGAUGAUAGUAAGUUUUCCCUUCGCGGCACGCCACUAUACAUGGCUCCUGAGAUUGUGAAAAAUGCAGCGACUAAAAGCAAGCCCAAGGAGCUCAAAAGGUCGAUGUCUCACAGCAACCAUACAGAAGUUCGUUCAACUCGGAGCAGGUCUAAAGGCAAAAACACGUCAAAUAUUUUUGAUGCCAGAUCAGAUCUAUGGAGCUGUGGAGUUAUUUUAUACGAGACAUUACUAGGAACUUGUCCUAUUAUUGGGACUACGUCACAAGCAGUUUUGGAGAAACUUAUGCUUCUGAAAGAUCCGAUCACCAUUCCAGCAAAUAGCCAAAAUAAAUUCAGUUUUGAGUGCAUUGAUCUAUUGACUAGACUUCUUCAAAUCAACCCAGAUGAACGUAUCACAUUUACGGAACUGCGAACCCAUCCAUUCACUGACCUUGAAAAAUAUCGGACCUGUUUUUCCAUCAGAACUGAAGGCGAAAAUUGUUUUGCCAAUGCUAGUAAUUUAUCUAAAAUUAGCGAUUUGAGUGGUGCUAUUACGCUGUACGCUGAGGGAGCUAGGUUACUAAUGGAAGUGGUUCAAUUGACAGACAUUGAAGCUGAGAAAAAUCAGCUGCGAAACGAAGUCAAUUUUUAUACUCAAAAAGCAGAAAGGUUAAAAAGUCGUUUGUCAGAAAAAGCUGAAAAUAAAGCAAAAGUUGAAACUUCGCUGCCAAAUAAAGCUGAUGAAACUUCACAAAUGGAGAACAUCAAUUUUGGUGCUGAUAUUGAACAGAUUUUCUCCCGAGGUGAAGAAAAAUUUGCCGAAUUUCAGUCGGCCUUUCAUGCCUUUGAUGACAUACUCCUGAAGCAGAGAGAAGCGCAUAAAAGUUUCCUGUGUCCAUUUUUAAGUAAAGGACAUUUUGACCAGUGUAAAAAUAUCCUUUUGAAAGUAAUCGAAUUUUAUCGCUUACGUUUGAAAGAUUUCAAUGAACAUGACGCAGAAUCCAAAAAACGGAGGCGGCUUUUAAGCGAAGAAAUGAUGCGGAUAGUGAGCUUAGCCGAAAAAAUAAUGGAAUUGAAAUCAGAACGAAACCUUUCCGAAAGUUUCAAUGCUAGUGGAUCUCAAGUGAUAGCAAAACCAGCAGUUGUACCAUUGAAUGGAAAAUCAACUGACCCUCUUAUUAGUUCGCCGGACGAAUCAGUUUUCCCAGAAGCUGUGUACCCUGUUGACAUUAAAGAAAAUAAUAAUGAUAAUCGCAAAUGCUCAAUUCAAUGAAUGAAGUUGAUACAUUAGUAUAGAAUAGAAGAAGAAUACAUGCACGGAUGCAGUACUUUCGAAGAUCCUAUGUAUUAAGAUUAAGUAUAUAGUUUUUAAAAGAGUAACGAAC